GGAUGCCAGCGAAAGGAUUUAUAGAUGGUGAUUGGACUACUGGAAGCUAGGAGGGGUGGGGGCUGGACAGAGUCAAAGAGAAGCAACUAUGGCAACACCAGCGAUUGAGGCUUGAAGAGGGAGACAAGCUAAAAAAGGUAUAGUUUUUCUCAUGGAAGAAUAUCCAGUUAUUUCAUGAUGGCAUUUGCACCUCCAAAAUGCACAGAUGGUCCCAAGAUGCAGACAAAGAUGAGUACCUGGACACCCCUAAACCAUCAGCAUUUGAAUGACCAGGUAUUUGAAGAAAGAAGAGCUCUGCUUGGAAAAUGGUUUGACAAAUGGACAGACUCUCAAAGGAGAAGAAUCCUGACAGGCCUGUUAGAACGCUGCUCCCUGUCACAGCAAAAGUUCUGCUGUCGAAAGCUUCAGGAAAAAAUUCCAGCAGAAGCUUUGGAUUUUACUACCAAGCUUCCAAGGGUGUUAUCUUUAUAUAUCUUUUCUUUCUUGGACCCCCGAAGCCUUUGUCGUUGUGCACAGGUGAGCUGGCAUUGGAAGAACUUAACUGAGCUGGAUCAGCUCUGGAUGCUCAAAUGUUUACGGUUUAACUGGUACAUCAAUUUCUCUCCAACUCCCUUUGAACAGGGUGUAUGGAAGAAGCACUAUAUUCAAAUGGUGAAAGAACUUCAUGUUACCAAGCCUAAGACACCUCCAAAAGACGGCUUUGUGAUUGCUGAUGUGCAGCCAGUUACAAGCAGUUCUCCAGAGGAAAAGCAGUCUGCUUCAUCAGCUUCCCGGCCCUCGUCCUCUUUAAGAAAGAAGAAUCACCCAGGGGAGAAAGAACUCCCACCCUGGCGAUCCUCCGACAAGCACCCAACUGAUAUCAUUCGCUUCAAUUACCUGGACAACUGUGACCCCAUCCAGCAAAUCUGGCAAGGAAGAAGGAAAAAACACGAAAUGACCCCAGAUUUCAGCCGACACUCACAUGAUAAGAAAAAUAAAUUGCAGGACAAAUCCAAGCUCAGAAAAGCACAGUCACUGAUAUCCCUAAGUACAGAGCCCAGCUCCCCUCUGCCAGUUCCAGCUCAUUUGGCCUGGCCUCCUCGUCAGUUAGUGGGGCUCCCGGCCACCGAAGCAGCAACAAAAAUUCUCAUGCAGCAUCUUCAGAGAUGCUCUGGCUUCCAGUCGUUACCCAUCCAGGCUCCAGAUCCAAAGCCGAUUUAAAAAUGUGAAAAGCUUUUUAUAGAGAUGACAAGAUGCUCUACAUAUUGGAGAGUUGGAUGUUACUUGGCUCCUCUAUUAGAAACUUCCAGUUUAGGUACCUUAUUGCGAACGUGAGUUCUACAGUCAUGGCAUAAAUGUUGACAUAUUUACAAACCGAGAUAGAAAUGUGGUGAUAGAUACCAUGGGCUUGAUAAAGGGACAUAUGAUAGCACCAUAGGUAAUAUUGGGUGUUUGAGACAGGGUCGCAGAAGGAUACAGACAGCACACUCCCAAGGCUACUUGGGCAGUUUAAUGAUGGGGCUAUUUAUCUUGGUGUCUUAAUUGCUAGUGCUGCUAUAACAAAGUACCACCGUCUUAAUCCGUUUGGGCUGCUAUAACAAAAAUACCAUAGAUGGGUGGCUUGUAAACAACAGACAUUUAUUUUCUCACAAUUCUGGAUGCUGGAAAGUCCAAGAUCAAAAUAUUGGCAGGGUUGAUUUCGCCUGAGGCUUCUCUAGUUGGCUUGUGAAGGGCCACCUUCUCCCUGUGUCUUCGCAUAGUCUUCCUUCUGUGCAUGUCUGUGUCUUAAUCUCCUCUUAUAAAGACAUAAGUCAGAUUGGAUUAGAGCCCACCCAUAUGACCUCAUUUAACCUUAAUUACCUCUUUGAAGACCCUAUUUUCAAAGACAGUCACAUUCUGAGGUCCUGGGGGUUAGGACUGCAACAUAGGAAUUUGGGGGGACACAACUCAGCCCACAAUGCAGAUUGUGGGCAGGGUUAAGAGAAUCAAGAUGAGAUAGUGAAGCACCUAGGAACUAGUAAUAGUGGAAGCCUUUAUCAUCCUUUGGCCUGAAGAGACCGUAGGGAAAGGGCAUGUUAUUCCUAGAACCCACUGAGAGCUGUAGCCACGAGAGAGGGGCAGCCUAACAGGAUGUAUGCCACAUGCUGGAGGAACCCAGCCACCAAGGAAAGCAAAGCCUAGCAGGGAGGGAAGAGGGAGAAGACCCAACCCCUCUCUCUCCCCACCUUUGACGCUCCAGCAGCGCUUCCCUUUGGUCAACCCCAUCUGGGAGUCAGAGAACAAAGACACCAGGGGGAUGCAGUUCUCAGAUGUCAGCCUCCUAGGCAAGUAGCAGAGCUCAGAAGUGUGGCCAGGAGUGGGUGGAGAGGGGUAGGAUAUGAGUGGACAAUGAAAAAUAACCAGCACAGUGGGGGGAAUGUGUACAUUAUCAAAGGAGGAAUUAUGAUUGAUAUUCAAGCAAUGUGAAUGGUCUGUAAAGAGUUACAGGAAAACAGAAAAUGUUACUUAGCUGCAAAAAUAU
This is a messenger RNA of Diceros bicornis minor, 2500 nucleotides long. RefSeq names its product F-box protein 16 (gene FBXO16). The record is from RefSeq and is a predicted model, not a curated record. NCBI's taxonomy places the organism in Eukaryota, Metazoa, Chordata, Mammalia, Perissodactyla, Rhinocerotidae. Gene Ontology annotation, molecular function: protein binding. Bases 175 to 1200 code for a protein of 341 amino acids. The transcript is spliced from 8 exons.